Molecule: messenger RNA, 364 nt
Organism: Staurois parvus
Lineage: Eukaryota; Metazoa; Chordata; Amphibia; Anura; Ranidae
Source: the annotation of a GenBank genome assembly
GUCACCAAGCUUGAGAGCGGGCACCGAGUCAUCUGGCACGACAGCAGGCACCGAGUCAUCUGGCACGACAGCGGGCACCGAGUCAUCUGGCAUGACAGCGGGCACCGGGUCACCAAGCUCGACAGCGGGCACCGAAUCAUCUGGUAGAACAGUGGGCACCGAGGCACCAGGCCAGACCACAGGCACCGAGGCACCAGGCCAGACCACGGGCACCGAGGCACCAGGCCGGACCACGGGCACCGAGGCACCAGGCCGGACCAGGCCGGAUCGGGUCAUCAGGCCGGAUCACGAACACCGGGUCAUCAGGCUGGAUCGGAUCAUCAGGCUGGAUCGGGCCAUCAGGCUGGAUCACAAACACGGGGUC